GUUUCAAGUGACACAAUCGGUGAAAUCAGCGCGCCGAUUCAACAUUCGGGCCAUGUUUAUCUGGAUCAAAUAUGGCUUUGGUACUGCGUGACGACGUGAAGGAUGUCAGCAUGAACAGUCACGUACGAUGGCUAGAGGAGGUUCCGCCAAGGAUGUUCAACAGCAACGUCACGUGCGACAUCCUUCUCGGGUUUGUUCGAGCGUCGUUCUUGAAAGAAGUCGACGACAUUUGCAAGCAGCGCUCGUUGAAGCUCAGCAUCGACAUCGAAGGCGUCAAGAAGCAACGCGAAGCGGUAGGUGCUGAGGUUGGGUCGACAUCUGUCGAGUCCGUCUCGCCAUCGUCGCAAGACCUCGGAGACUGGCAAGUCAAGCUUGAAGCGCAGCUUGAGGCAUUGCUGGCGAUCUCCAAAUCCGUCAAAGAUUUGCAGUCGGUCAACGCACUGGACGUGGUGGAUGAGUCUGGCCAGCGCCUCAAACUCAACGACAGACCGCGCGACCGAGCCAUGGACAUUCUCAAACCCCGUCAAGUGUAUCAGCUGGUGAAACUAGGAGACACCCCCGAAGCUCCCCCGACGCCCCUCAAGUUUGCCCUCCCGGCGGCGCUACCAUCGGCAGCAGCAGCAGCAACGUAGCUACAGACUAGAACAUUUGUUUAUAUUGUUGUGUUUAUAUUCUAAACUGGAGUAUGAAUCGACGACACAACCAAAUGUACAGAAGA
This is a messenger RNA of Aphanomyces astaci, 718 nucleotides long. RefSeq lists its product as hypothetical. NCBI's taxonomy places the organism in Eukaryota, Oomycota, Saprolegniomycetes, Saprolegniales, Verrucalvaceae. The record is from RefSeq and is a predicted model, not a curated record. The coding region runs from base 72 to 632 and encodes 186 amino acids. The transcript has 4 exons.